GAAAUUGGAAGAACCAUAAUAUUAGUUUCUUUCUUCGCAGAGGUCAACUGCAUAAAAAACCUAUAUCUUUGGCGUGAAAAUUCAUCCAUCAUCAACGAAGAAUUAUUUCAAGGUUAUCGGAAAGGAAAUCCUGCUCAUAAGAUCAGCGAAUAUGUUGGAGCUUAUGAUUUCCUGAAUACAAGCAAAAUUAAUUUCAAUGUAAACUUGUGGUACAACUCCACCUAUAGCAAUCGGGGCAAACCACGGCUAUUGCGGGUACCAAGAACCUUGAAUAUGGUCUCAAAUGCAUUUCUUCGCCAAUUUAAGUCUUCGAAGAGUAGAAUCCUUCUUAGUUAUGUCAAAGAAAUGCCCAAGGCAGGGACAAGGAUUGCUCUGGACUUGUCAGAAUUACUUGGUCCACUUCUUUAUUCAUGGGUGGUCCAGUUGCUAUUACCUGUCUUCUUGAUUUCUCUAGUACAUGACAAGCAGCACAUGAUACGAAUUAUGAUGAAGGUACAUGGGCUUGGAGAUGGACCAUAUUGGGUGAUCACUUACUGCCACUUUUUGUCCAUAUCAUUUCUUUAUAUGCUGUGGUUGGCUACUUUUGGAUCUAUCAUAGGCCUAGAUAUUUUCAGACUGAAUAACUACUGUAUCCAAUUCUUAUUCUAUGGACUCUACAUAAACCUACAGAUUGUACUAGCCUUCUUGGCAGGGAUUGGAUUUUCUGAUGUCCACAGUGCUGCAGUUGUAGGCUACAUUUAUGUGUUUGGUUCUGGACUUCUGGGUUCCUUCCUUUUCCAAUUCUAUAUUGAGCAUCUAGACUUCUCGAGAAAGACGCUAUUCAUCAUGGAGCUAAUUCCUGGUUUCUCAUUGUACCGAGGACUAUAUGAGCUCUCACAAUUUGCAUUAGGAGGUCAUUACCAAGGAACCUAUGGUAUGCAGUGGAAGGAUUUGAGCGAACAUGACAAUGGCAUAAAAGAAGUUUUAGUCAUCAUGGCAUUAGAAUGGCUGAUUCUACUUUAUGUAUCAUAUUACCUUGAUCAACUGGCACUUGCAAGGAAUGGAGCAUGCAGAUAUUCAUCAAUUUUCACAAGAAACUUCAAAAACAGGAGCAUUCAACCCACGGUGCCAAUCAAAAUUCCCAGUUCAACUAUAACUGUGGAUCAAGAGAACUCUGAUAUUUUUGAAGAGGUCUGCAAAGUUGAGAAUUUGUUGAAAAAAUCUACCGGAGGUCAUCCUAUUAUUUUAAGUAAUUUGGAAAAGGUUUAUACGGGAAAGGAUGGAAACCCAAACAAGCAGGCAGUUCACAGCCUAUCCCUAGCAGUUGCAAAAGGAGAAUGCCUUGGCAUGCUUGGUCCAAAUGGAUCAGGGAAGACCACCGUUAUCAACAUGGUGACUGGACUGCUUCUUCCAACAUCAGGAAGAGUAUUUCUUAGCAACAAAGACAUAAGUUCAAGUAUGGACAACAUUCAUGCAAAGAUCGGCAUCUGCCCACAAAAGGACUUGCUCUGGGAUAGUUUGAGUGGGAGGGAACACUUGAUGUUCUAUGGCAGGUUAAGAAAUCUAAAGGGUCUGGAACUACAACAAGCAGUUGAUAAUUCACUCAGAAGCUUGGAUCUUUAUGAAGGCAAUGUGGGUGAUCACCUUGCAGGAACAUAUAGUGGGGGCAUGAAACGGCGGCUCAGCGUAGCAAUUUCCCUUAUUGGAGAUACACAGGUUGUGCUUUUGGAUGAGCCAACCACAGGUCUGGACCCAGAUUCAAGGAAUUACUUGUGGCACGCCAUUAAAUUGGCAAAGAGAGAUCGGGCUAUUAUUCUUACCACACACUUAAUGGAUGAGGCAGAGUUUCUUUGCGACCGUCUAGCAAUCAUUGUGAAUGGCAGAUUGCGGUGUGUUGGAAGCUCAAGUGAGCUCAAAACAAGAUAUGGAGGAUCGUAUCAACUUACCAUAUCAGCAGAUCCUAUCAACAAGGACAUUAUUGAGGAUAUGGUGACUAGCCUCUGUUCAGACGCCAUGAAGAUUUAUGAUGUCAUUGGGACCCAAAGAUUUCGGCUACCCAAGCAAGUGGUAAGAGUUCAAGAGAUCUUUAAGGCCAUAGAAGUUCUCAAGAGACAGGUAGCAAUUCAUGCUUUUGAGGUGACCGGUACCUCUAUGGAGGAUGUCUUCAGCAAUGUAGUUAAUCACGCACUGGAAAGCGAAAUAGAUUAGAUUUUGUCAGAAUUUUGUUGCUUUAUCAUUUCCAGUGUAAAAUUACUUUUAUGCAGACUUAAGAUGAAUGUAGCAAAGAGUGAAAGUA
Molecule: messenger RNA, 2275 nt
Organism: Musa acuminata AAA Group (dessert banana)
Lineage: Eukaryota; Viridiplantae; Streptophyta; Magnoliopsida; Zingiberales; Musaceae
Product: ABC transporter A family member 8-like
Exons: 14
Biological process (GO): transmembrane transport; lipid transport
Cellular component (GO): membrane; intracellular membrane-bounded organelle
Molecular function (GO): ATP binding; ABC-type transporter activity; lipid carrier activity
Source: RefSeq, a predicted model, not a curated record